AUGGUGAUGUUCACAUCUGAUGUUGCCUCUGUGAUGUUGGGCAAACUCAGUGGUGUGGCGGCUCAGCUGAAACGUGAUAUUCCACACUUAGUCCAGCAACACUGCAUUGCACACCGGGAAGACUUGGGAAUUUCUGAUGUAUGGAAAGAGGUCAAGCUGAUAAGAGACAUCGAAACCUUAAUGAGAACUGUCCACACGGUGUUCUGUUGGUCAUCUAGGAGAAUAUGCAAAUUUCAGGAAAUAGUGGAUGCUUCUGAAUGUGAGUCAGUGGCUAUCAGGCCACGCAAUGAAGUGAGCUGGUUAUCUAUGCACUUUCCACUUAGAGCAAUUAUUCGCAACUAUAAUCCUCUUCUGGAAUAUUUUGAGCAAGACAAAGAUACUGAUCCAGUUUCUAAAUACUGCCACAAAAAGCUGAAUACCAUGGAAUACCGAAUAACAUUAGAAGUUAUGAAAGAUGUUUUGUCGGAGCUGGCUUCAUUAUCCACACUGCUCCGGAACGGGCCCUUACACCUCUUGAAGCAUUUCACCUUGCAUGAGAUGAUUGGAAUUUGGAUUGCUGCAUUUUAUCUGCUGGACCCAACAGCAGGCGAAAAAGUUUGCUAUCAACGACUUGGCUGCUUUUCAGAUAAACCGCCAUGGGCUGGAAUACCAGGGAGAUUUCUGGGAGGUUUACCCGACUCUCCAGAGAGUAUGGACAUCAGCUUCACCCUUUACACUAAAGAAACUAGAAAUAACUCUCAAGUGAUCUCUGCAAUACAUCCCUCAACUAUCAAAGACUCACAUUUCUGCUCACAUAGGAAAACUCGCUUCAUUGUUCAUGGAUUCAUGAGCACCGGAAAACGUGGCUGGGUGGUAAAGAUGUGCUUGCUGCUAGUGGAAGUGGAAGAUGUGAACUGCAUUGCCGUGGACUGGGCAGAAGGUGCAAAAGGCAUAUACAUCAGUGCAGUGAACAACAUCCGUGUUGUUGGGGCGGAGAUUGCUUAUUUCAUAAAUACUCUUAUGAAAAUGUUUCGAUACUGCCCUUCUCAUAUCCAUAUCAUCGGCCACAGUCUGGGUGCACAUGUUGCAGGAGAUGCGGGAAGAAGAAUACGAGGCAUCAAAAGAAUAACCGGCUUGGACCCCGCUGGGCCCCUUUUUGAAGGCACUCCGCCAAAAGUCAGAUUGGACCCUACGGAUGCAAGAUUUGUUGACGUUAUUCAUAGUAAUGCUGCUCAAUUUCCUACUGUAGGAGCUGGAAUAGUUAAUACCUCUGGCCACCUUGACUUUUACCCAAAUGGAGGAAGUAUUAUGCCUGGAUGCGAUGAUGUAAUUAUUCCAUCUAAAAAAGAGGCCCAUUACCUUUUAUGCCAUCAUUCACGCAGCCAUCAGUUUUAUUUUCAAAGUAUCCUCCAUCCCAAUGGAUUUCUCGGAUAUCCCUGCAGGACAUACGCGUUCUUCCAGUCGGGAAUCUGCUUCCCAUGUCCCAGAGAAGGCUGCCCAAUGAUGGGUCACUAUGCUGAUCAAUAUCCAGCUAAACUGGAGAAAAUAAACCAAAAAUAUUUUUUAAACACAGGAGCACACCCACCCUUUACUAGUUGGAGCCACAAAAUAUCUAUCAAGCUGUCUGGCACGAAGAAAGUGAGGGGGGAACUAAACAUAGUUUUCCAUGGCACAGACAGGUUCACAAAGCAGUACCAAAUUAUCUGUGGACUCCUUCAUCAAGGUAACAUUUAUACAAAGUACGUCGAUGUUGAAAUUAACCCUAGAAAUAUUACGAAGAUUGAAUUUCUCUGGAAUAAGAAUAUAUUUACUCUGCUUUGGGCCCAACUGGGAGCAGAAAUGGUCCACGUAAUCAAUGAAGAAGAUGGACAUGUGUAA
Molecule: messenger RNA, 1857 nt
Organism: Caretta caretta (loggerhead turtle)
Lineage: Eukaryota; Metazoa; Chordata; Testudines; Cheloniidae
Source: RefSeq, a predicted model, not a curated record